UGGCGUGAUGGCCGUGGAGCUCAUCAGAAUGUAAUUUCAGCAUCUACAGGUGCUGCUAAGGCUGUUGGAAAGGUUAUUCCUGAACUGAAUGGAAAGCUGACUGGUAUGGCAUUCCGUGUUCCUGUUCCAGAUGUCUCUGUGGUGGAUCUUACCUGCAGACUCAAGAAGGGGGUAAGGCACUGCCUCAUUGUAUGUUGACCUGUCAGCACGUUUGGUUUUAUUGUGUUGAUUACCUACAUGUAGUGUGACACCAGUCAGAGCAUUUUUUUAAAUAUUUCAUUAGCCCUCAGUGGCCAAUUCCAAAAAUGAAUUACAGUUGAACCUCCAUAUAAUAUUUGAAAACGCUAGGGUUUUCCCAGUUAAAGCCUUAGAGUUGGACCCUGUCUUAAACGACCACCUCUUGUAAGCAACUGAUACCACUUUUCGGGGAUGAUGGUUAAAUAACUGUCCUUUGUUUUCAAUGUGCAAAGAAAGUAGUGUCCAAUAGCCCGGGGCAACUAUAACUACACACAUUGCAACUUAGAAAUUGCAUGCAGUGAAUUAUCUUCCAUAAUGAAGAUGUGAUCUGACCUCUUCUCAGACGACACCCCCUGUGGUUUGAUUCUUGUAAGUCAUCAACUGUAAGCGACCACCAAAUCUGUUCAUUUUGGGUGUCCGUUUAAGGGAACUUCGACUUUGAUUUUAAAUAUAGACUGGAAACAUAAAUUUUUGUUCUGAAGUGUUUUGGCUGAAUCACCCAGCCUUCAACAGUUGAUUGUACAUGGGUUUGUAGCUGUCACAAGACCUUAGAGCAGCCAUUUGACGAGAGUAUGGUAUUGUAGAUGUUUGUGUGCUCCAUUAACUGUUACGCCCUCAACCAAAAUGUUUGAGGUUACAUUAUAAAAUGGUGGUAGCCUAUAUCCUGCAUUAGAAUUAAACAUCCUAUCUGUCUCACAGUAAACUGAGCAGACACAAAAAGGACCGUGGCAAAUCCAAGAUGGCCUUUAGUAACAAAUGUCUAUAAUUGUACACGAUUAUCUAGUUGGUGAAAAAUUCAUAGUGUGUAUGGAACAGAGUUUGCAAAUUUUAUUGAUGAGUGGAGUCAGUGUGACUUCUGCUUCACAAAUUUUGGAGUCAUAUUCAGCGUGCAAAGAAAGUACUGUCCAAUAGCCCGGGCUAGUGGAUUUUGCUAUCGGGCUAGUGAAUUCUGUUUUUAUCUUGCCUGACAGGCAAGUGAUGUGUUUUGAGGAAUUCAAAUAACAGAAGAACUGUGAAAUCAAUUCUGCUUGUCAAAAAGCUUUUGGAGCUAGUUGAAAUGAUGACUGGGCUAGUAAAUGCUAGCUUCAGCUUGCCUGGAAGGCAAGCUGUAAAAAAGAUUUUCUUUGUACCCUGCAUAUUGGAAUAUUUGGGAUUAAGUAUCACAAAAACAAAAAAAACCAUUUUCAGACUUUCCAGCACAUGGUCCUGGCAUGUAUACACUAUCGUGACGGAUACACAAGGUACCUUUGGCGGUCUGCUAACCUGGAAAGCUCAAAUCCAUGAUGGCGGUCAUCGAGUAAACUCUUCCUGUUUUGUUGUGCAGUAUUAUUCUUUAAUUUCGAUGAUUUAAUUAAGGUUUACAACAUUUACAAUUAACGUAAAUUGUAUUUGUUACAAAAAAGAUAAGAACAAAACUGUGUUUGUUGCCGAAAAUUUCUGGAGUUGAAGUGACUCACUCUGUAACCUCAGUGGAGUCAUCUGAACAAUUUUGGCGUAAAAUACGCCAAAUUUGGCAUAUUUGCAAACCCUGAUGGAAGCUGUGAUAAAAAAUUAUACGAUCAAACCUCACACAAUGGCCACAAGAAAUUGGUCAGUGUAGAGAGGUGGCCAUCUUAGAAAGGAUUAAACAAGAGUCAAUGUAUGGACAGUCUGCCAAAAAAAGUGGCUGUUGUAUUAAAGUGGUGGCCAUUAUAGACAGGUGGCGGCCAUAAAUGGAGGUUUGACUGUAUUUGAUGCAAAACCUACAUUAUCCCUUUAAGCCCCAAUAUGCACAUGCAAAUUCUCCAAACUGAUCUCUAUACAUUUCCUUUAAGAAUUAGUUGAGAGAAUUUGAUAAAAGAUCAUCAUGGCAUUUUGUCUUUGAUGAUCAUUAAAUUAAUUCUCAUAACCUUAUCUCUUGACAAUGUAUGGAUAUUGCUAGGAGAAAAUUGAUUUUGGUCAUUAUUGGGACUUAAGGCUUACAUUGUUAAAAACAAAGUUAAAACUGAACAUUCAAGCCAUGCAGUGUUUUGCUUAGUGUUCUUCUGUAGCAACUUUGCACCAAUUUCCCAUCGUACUAAUUUACAAAUAAGUUACAUCCCAUUUUCUUUUUCAUUCAUUCUUUCUUUCAUUUCUUUUCUGUUGUAGGCAUCAUAUGAUGAAAUUAAGGCAGUGAUGAAGAAAGCUUCAGAAGAUCCAGCACUUAAAAAAUACCUUGGAUACACUGAUGAGCAAGUUGUAUCCACUGACUUCAUUAGCAGCACUUAUUCUUCAGUCUUUGAUGCUGCGGCUGGAAUUUCUCUGAAUCCAAAUUUUGUUAAGCUUGUAGCCUGGUAAGCAAAAGCAUGCACCUUAAAAGUGCUUGAAUGUCCUUGAAUUUUCAAAUAAAAAUUCAGGCUAGGCCUUGAAAGAGCUUGAAAAUUGUAGUUGGUGCUCGAAAGGCCUUUCAAUUUUAGUAGUAACUUAAUCCGAUCCAGAUUCUCAAGUGCUUAAAAGGAACAAACACAGAAAGACCUUCAGGAGAAAAUUUCUCAUGUUGUGAAACUAAAAAAGACAUAGACGCAAGGCUCUUUUUUGCACUGAAUGGGGUCCUUGAAAAAUGGAAAAUGGGUCUUUGAAAACGCCUUGAAUUUUUUGCUCAAAACAGUAUACUAACCCUGGGUUUUGUACAUGACUUGAGUUGGGAGCAGUUGUUGGGGGGGAUGGGGUGCUCCUUGCUGUAGGGCUCUGAGAGUAAUGACUCACUUUACUUUAAGUUGUGACACAGUCUGAGUCAGAGUUGUAUGUAUACAGCUCUCUCGGGAGCUAACAAAUACAGCUGAACUUAAUCUGCUAUGGCAUCGCCAGCAGGAAACACUGUACCACCUCCUUGGUUUUUUAGUGGUGCUCCUACUUUGAGGUUGAAUGUUGAGUUCUGCAAUCUUCAACUUUUGAUCCUUAAGAUGAACGGUUAAUAUUAAGUGCCAUUUACGGUUUAUAAGGGAAGUACAAAGCAUUUGUUUUUAGGUCAUCUUUGAUUUAACAACCUUUGAACAAUCCUUCAAUUACUUGAUCCAGUUAGAGGGUGUGAAGAUACUGUAAAAUCCUGAAUGCAUUUUAAUGUGUCAUGAAGUGUUUGUAUUCAUACUGUCUGACCCUCUGUUAGUAAUAACUUGGUUAACUUAUUCGUAGGCAAGGUCAGUAAAAUCGUUCUCAAAAUUUUGUCUGUCUUUCUUCCCAGGUAUGAUAAUGAAUAUGGCUACAGCCACCGUGUUGUGGAUCUUAUCAAGUACCUUGCUGGCAAGGAGUGA
This is a messenger RNA of Porites lobata, 3506 nucleotides long. The record is from the annotation of a GenBank genome assembly. Lineage: Eukaryota; Metazoa; Cnidaria; Anthozoa; Scleractinia; Poritidae.